AUGGGUUCAGCCACAACCGAAAGAUUGAUUCCUCUAGCAGCAACCCUUAUCAGCCUAAUCCUGAUACACUCAACUCCAGCCAUCUCCUCCCUCGCCUCCCCAACUUCAUAUGAGGUUCUUGAUGACAACAACUUCCCAGCUGGCCUUCUUCCCGAUGGGAUCUCAAGCUAUGACCUCAACAUCACCACGGGUCAAUUCUCAGUCCAUUUCAAUCGUACCUGCCGCUUCUCCCUUCAAAACUCCUACCAUUUGAAGUACAAGCCCACUUUCAAUGGUUACAUAUCAAAUGGCAAGCUAUCUAGCUUGAAGGGUGUUUAUGUGAGGGUGUUCUUGGUGUGGAGGGAGAUAGAAGAGAUCGUCCGGAGAGAAGAUGAUCUUGUUUUCUCCAUGAGGAUUUCGUCCUAUGUAUUUCCCAUCGACUACUUUGAGGAGAGACCUCAAUGUCAGUGUGUCCUCAAAUGCGGUGGAGGCCAGGCAAGUAAGGAAACUUAG
Vitis vinifera (wine grape) is the source of this 492-nucleotide messenger RNA. RefSeq lists its product as uncharacterized. The coding region runs from base 1 to 492 and encodes 163 amino acids. Lineage: Eukaryota; Viridiplantae; Streptophyta; Magnoliopsida; Vitales; Vitaceae. The transcript has a single exon. The record is from RefSeq and is a predicted model, not a curated record.